Messenger RNA from Penicillium coprophilum, 1479 nucleotides. Its product is annotated as MFS transporter. Bases 1 to 1479 code for a protein of 492 amino acids. Gene Ontology annotation, molecular function: transmembrane transporter activity. The record is from RefSeq and is a predicted model, not a curated record. Lineage: Eukaryota; Fungi; Ascomycota; Eurotiomycetes; Eurotiales; Aspergillaceae. Gene Ontology annotation, biological process: transmembrane transport. The transcript is spliced from 2 exons.
AUGGCCCGCAUAUGGCCGAAAAGCAGUCUCCUAAAUGUACACGCCGAGCCUGAAAAGGAUCCUGCGCCCCUCGAUCCAACAUAUCUCGUCAAAUGGGACCAGGACGAUAAAUCGAACCCCCAAAAUUGGACUCCGCGGUACAAAUGGUGGGUGACAUUCCAACUGGGCAUGCUUGCAUUGGCAGGUAGUCUAGGGUCAAGCAUCACCACGCCGGCCGAUGAUACCAUCGCGGAGUAUACUGGUGUGAGCAGCGAGGUUGGCGUGUUGGAUGUGUCGCUGUAUAUCCUUGGCUUCGUCUUUGGCCCUAUCAUCUGGGCUCCUCUUUCAGAAAUUUGCGGCCGAAGAAUCAGCAUGCUCCCCGCUCUCUUUUGUCUAGCAUUAUUCUCCAUCGGCACUGGCGUAAGCACCAGCGCAGCCUCUGUGUUUGUCACGCGCUUUUUUGCAGGGUUUUUCGGCUCCGCUCCUAUCAGCAAUGUCACCGCCGCUCUGGGUGAUAUAUGGAGCAAAGAGACCCGCGGGACAGCAAUAAGCCUCUAUUCAGUGGCAGUAAAUGGCGGUCCGGCGUUAGGCCCAGUGAUUGGCGCGGCGAUCAUGUUGAAUCCUCAUAUGGGCUGGCGCUGGACUGCAUAUAUCCAUGCAAUCUGGGUCUUUGUCGUUUUCACCUUGACUUUCUUCUGUCUACCAGAGGUAUAUCCGCUGGUACUACUCAAGCGCAAAGCUCAGCGGCUUCGGAAAGAUACUAAUGAUCCGAGGUUUUAUCAUCCGCAUGAACAUUUGAAACUUGAUGUGAAAUCUGUCCUCACGAAACAGCUCGCCCGCCCAUUGAGAAUGCUGUUUACCGAGCCGAUUGUCGCAUGCAUUGCUUUCUAUGCCUCCUUUGUCUACGGAGUCAUGUACCUAACCCUUGAGGUAUUUCCAAUUGCAUUCCAGCAAUCGCGAGGUUGGAAUCGGCUUGUCGGCUCUUUACCGUUCUUGGGGUUGUUGAUUGGCGUCAUAUCCUCGGUGGGUCUCAAUAUCUGGAAUCAAUAUCGCUAUAAUCAAAUAUCCAGAGCGGCAAAUGGGAAAGCAGUGCCUGAAGCCCGACUUCCACCUAUGGCAUUCGGGGCGGUAUCCUUUGUCGUGGGGCUUUUUUGGUUUGCUUGGACCGCCGAACCCCCUCACCACUGGAUCCUGCCAUGCCUGGCAACUGUCUGCAUAGGAUUUGGUUUCAACUGCAUUUUCCAACAGUGUUUGAAUUUCUUAAUUGAUGUAUACAAGAUAUAUUCUGCUAGCUCCACGGCGGCUAUCACAUUUCUUCGAAGUCUGUUGGCUGCCGGACUUCCCUUGGCAGCCAAGCCGAUGAUUAAAGCUUUGGGGAUAGGGCCUGCUGUUUCGAUUGUGGGAGCUGUGGCUGCAGCUCUAUUGCCGGUACCCUUCUUGUUUAUGAAAUUUGGCCCAAAGCUGCGGGGAUUAUCAAAACUUGCGCCUGAGGAUUCCUAG